Molecule: messenger RNA, 1415 nt
Organism: Ceratitis capitata (Mediterranean fruit fly)
Lineage: Eukaryota; Metazoa; Arthropoda; Insecta; Diptera; Tephritidae
Product: thymidylate synthase
Exons: 2
Coding region: 117-1169 (350 amino acids)
Biological process (GO): dTMP biosynthetic process
Cellular component (GO): cytosol; mitochondrion
Molecular function (GO): thymidylate synthase activity
Source: RefSeq, a predicted model, not a curated record
AAGUGUGGCGUGGGGCCCACUCAACUCAUAAGCUUUAUUUCACGCGUGUGUCUUAGGGGUCUUUGUUUUCCUACUACCUUCUAUGAAUUUGCCCUGAUUUAUGGACUUCAACUUAAAUGAAUUCGCCUUGGUUUAUGCGCCAAAAACUUCCGAAUAGCGCCAAGAUGAGCUCAUAUGUUGAUUACCAAGACAAUAAAAUGGAUAGUGAAGAUUUGAACUCGUUAAAUUUCAAUAAACAAAAACUUAAUAAUGGUAGCGGAAUGAACAGUUGUUCUGAUAAAACGAAAGAAAUUGAUCUGGAUAAUAAUCGCGAUGAGCAGCAGUACUUGGACUUGAUAGAAAGAAUAAUAUCCACUGGUGUAGAUCGAUCGGAUCGUACUGGAGUGGGUACUCGAUCAAUUUUUGGUGCUCAAAUGCGCUUUGAUCUCCGCAAUAGUUUUCCAUUAUUAACUACAAAGCGGGUAUUUUGGCGUGCCGUUGCUGAGGAAUUGCUCUGGUUUAUUCACGGUAAUACUGAUGCAAAAAUACUUCAAGAAAAAAAUAUACAUAUAUGGGAUGGAAACAGCAAUCGAGAGUUCCUUGACAAAUGUGGUUUCACCAGUCGUGAAGAAGGCGAUUUGGGGCCUGUUUACGGUUUUCAGUGGCGUCAUUUUGGUGCCAAAUACCGUACUUGUAAGGAAAAUUACAAGGGUGAAGGCAUAGAUCAACUUCAACAAGUAAUUGACACUAUCAAAAACAACCCUAAUGACCGAAGAAUAAUAAUGUCUGCAUGGAAUCCCGUUGAUAUCCCAGAAAUGGCGUUACCACCUUGUCAUUGUCUUGCGCAAUUUUUCGUUGCAAACGGAGAGCUGUCCUGUCAAUUGUACCAACGUAGCGCCGAUAUGGGAUUGGGCGUACCGUUCAACAUUGCUUCGUAUUCUUUACUUACCUACAUGAUUGCACAUAUAACUAAUCUUCGUCCAGGUGACUUCGUGCAUACUCUUGGAGACGCUCAUAUCUACAAAACGCAUAUUGAACCGCUAACAGAACAAAUAACCCGUAAACCUCGUCCGUUUCCUAAAUUGAUUAUAAAGCGUGAACUCAAAUCUAUCGAGGACUUUACUUUUGAUGACUUUGAAAUCAUUGACUAUAAACCAUAUCCGAAAAUAAAUAUGGAAAUGGCAGUUUAGUAUAAAAAAUAAUAUUUGAAUUGAUUACAAAAACACUCACUUGUAUGUAUACAUAUUCAGUAUUCCAAAUUUCAUCCUUCCAAAACCUCAUUUUCCUUGACAUGUAAUUUAUCGUGUGAUGUUUUUUUUAUUCACUAAAGAAAUUUUGUUAAGUUUUAAGCAUUUCAGUCCCUGCCUGUAAUCUACGGUGACUGUUAAAGAACACUAUUGAAUUACAAAUCAAAUUAAAGUAUUUAUAUAUCAAUG